Metopolophium dirhodum (rose-grain aphid) is the source of this 378-nucleotide messenger RNA. RefSeq lists its product as uncharacterized. The transcript has 2 exons. Bases 1 to 378 code for a protein of 125 amino acids. The record is from RefSeq and is a predicted model, not a curated record. Lineage: Eukaryota; Metazoa; Arthropoda; Insecta; Hemiptera; Aphididae.
AUGUCUUCGGAGGACGAAUGUGAUUUUUCUAGUGGAGUCAACUCUCCAAAAUCAAUUGAAUUUGUGGAAGACGAUUUAAAUAUUGAUAUUGAGAUUCUUAUCAGCGAAGUCCAAGCAAGGUCUUUACUUUGGGACAAAAGUUUAAAUAAUUAUUCUGAUAGGUAUUUAAAAAGAGCUGCUUGGAAAGAAAUUUUUAUUUUGUUAUACCCAGAUUACGAAAAAGUAUCAAGUCAACAUCAAAAAUUAAUAGGAAAUAAUAUGGAGAAGAAAUGGAGAAAUGUUCGAGAUGCAUUUAUUAGAAGUUUAAAGGAAGAUAAGCCAAAAUCAGGCGAUGGCGCCAGGAAAAAAUCCAAAAAAACAUACUUACCUAUAUCAUGA